AUGAGCGAGCCAGCAACACCACGAGAAGAUGCAAAACAAGACAAACAAUUUGAGAAGGACAAGGAGAAUAUCAAGAAGUACGCGAAAGAUCUCAACCGAUUUUUUUCAUACACGAAGAAGCGUCCGAACUUCAAGGUGGUGUACUCGUCGACGUUGUACGGGUUUGACCGAAAAAAGUUGUACGACACAGUAACAGGGCAGGGCAACAUUAUGUUCUGCUUUGAGACAGUUAAGGGCGAUGUCUUUGGUUGUUUUGAUGAACUUGAAAUACCUGAGGCGAACAAGUAUGGGUCGAACUCAAUCAACAACGACCCACACUACUUUGUCUUCUCUCUUGUGAACAAAAGCUUUUAUGGAGCUUUUUCAUUGACACUUUCCGACCAAAAAGAAAAGAAAAAUAAGGCUUUUGCUUACACACCCACCCCUCGUGGUGUUGGUAUUGUCGACGGUGUAACUAAUUUAGGCACUUCAAUGGUGACGGGAAUCACUCAGGGGAUUACACAAGGUAUCACAUCUUCUGUCGAUGUUAUCAGCACCAUUGGGCAGACCUCCACCAAAGACUCGGAAGACAAAAAGAAAGUCCGGAGUUUGUAUGUGUCGUCUGUGGUGAACACGGAUUGGUUGCUGGAGACGUAUUGUGGGUUCAUCAUUUCGGGCAAUGAGGUGAUGUUCAACAAGCGAAUGGGAAGUUAUUACAAAAUCGACGUAGCGCCAGAAGUCCUCAGCGACGAUGAAAGGCAGAAGGCGGAGUUUCUGUCGAAGGUGCAAGACCUUUUUGUUGGAGGGAAUCAGCCGAAGGCGGUUGAGUUGAAGAAGAUGAUUGUCAUGCAAUUCACCUUCGACACUAAAAAGUAA
Molecule: messenger RNA, 855 nt
Organism: Entamoeba invadens IP1
Lineage: Eukaryota; Evosea; Mastigamoebida; Endamoebidae
Exons: 1
Coding region: 1-855 (284 amino acids)
Source: RefSeq, a predicted model, not a curated record